AUGCUGAGACUUUGUGGUGAAGUAGUAACCGAAGAAGAGUUACUUGAGAAGACUUACUCUACAUUCCAUUCAUCGAAUGUGAUACUGCAACAGCAGUACAGAAUGAAAGGCUUUGCCACAUAUACUGAUCUGAUCUCGUGCCUACUUCUGGCGGAGGCAAACAAUGAGCUCCUAAUGAAGAACAGUGAAGCUAGACCUGUUGGAACAACACCAUUACCGGAAACUAAUGAGGUUGAAAAUAAAGAACCCAACGAGUGCAAUUACGUCCGAAACAAUAAGAGAUCACACGGCAAUGACCGUGGUGGUUACAAGGGACGUGGCCGUGACAAUUACUCGAACAGUCGAGACAACUACUCAACCGGCCGGAAAGGAAACCACAAUAACCGUGGUAGUAGUUCCAAUUAUGGCCGUGGCCGAGAAAGUCUUAAGAACGAGAACCCUGAAGCUCACAUGGUUCACGAUUCCGGAUAUGAUUCUGACAUUGCUAAAAAUGACCAGAUGGACUUUGAGACUUCUGAUUGUCUCAAGGACUAA
Messenger RNA from Brassica oleracea var. oleracea, 534 nucleotides. RefSeq names its product GATA zinc finger domain-containing protein 14-like. Bases 1 to 534 code for a protein of 177 amino acids. Lineage: Eukaryota; Viridiplantae; Streptophyta; Magnoliopsida; Brassicales; Brassicaceae. The transcript has 2 exons. The record is from RefSeq and is a predicted model, not a curated record.